Messenger RNA from Neopelma chrysocephalum (saffron-crested tyrant-manakin), 769 nucleotides. RefSeq names its product zinc finger protein 708-like. The transcript has a single exon. The annotation marks the transcript as partial. NCBI's taxonomy places the organism in Eukaryota, Metazoa, Chordata, Aves, Passeriformes, Pipridae. The record is from RefSeq and is a predicted model, not a curated record.
AGCUUCAGCCAGAGCACCAACCUCCUCAGCCACCAGCACAUCCACACUGGGGAACGUCCCUACACGUGUGGGGAAUGUGGGAAGAGCUUCAGGCAGAGCUCCACCCUCUGCACCCACCGUCGCAUCCACAGUGGGGAACGGCUCCACACAUGUGGGGAAUGUGGGAAGAGCUUCAAACGGAGCUCCCACCUCCUCAUCCACCAGAUGAUCCACAGUAGAGAAAGGCCCUACACGUGUGGGGAGUGUGGGAAGAGCUUCAGCCAGAGUGCCAACCUCCUCAAGCACCAGCAAAUCCACACUGGGGAACGGCCCUACACGUGUGGGGAAUGUGGGAAGAGCUUCAAACGGAGCUCCCACCUGUUUCGACACCAGAUGAUCCACAGUGGGGAAAGGCCCUACACGUGUGAGGAAUGUGGGAAGAGCUUCAACCAGAGUGCCAACCUCCUCAGCCACCAGCUCAUCCACACUGGGGAACAGCUCUACAAGUGCUUGGAAUGUGGGAAGAGCUUCAGCACAAGCACCAACCUCCUCAGACACCAGCCCAUACACACCGGGGAACGGCCCUACACGUGUGGGGAAUGUGGGAAGAAGUUCAAACGGAGCUCCCACCUGGUCCAACACCAGAUGAUCCACAGUGGGGAAAGGCCCUACACGUGUGGGGAGUGUGGGAAGAGCUUCAGCCAGAGCGCCAACCUCCUCAGCCACCAGCUCAUCCACUCUAGGGAACAGCCCUACACGUGUGAGGAAUGUGGGAUGACCUUCAGCCAAA